Messenger RNA from Chaetomium strumarium, 1968 nucleotides. RefSeq lists its product as uncharacterized. The record is from RefSeq and is a predicted model, not a curated record. NCBI's taxonomy places the organism in Eukaryota, Fungi, Ascomycota, Sordariomycetes, Sordariales, Chaetomiaceae. The transcript is spliced from 2 exons. Gene Ontology annotation, biological process: regulation of transcription by RNA polymerase II. Bases 1 to 1968 code for a protein of 655 amino acids. Gene Ontology annotation, cellular component: SWI/SNF complex; RSC-type complex.
AUGUCGAGCCAGACGGGCAAAUGGCGUGAGGAGCAGGUCCUCAUCAUCUGCCCCGGCAGCCAGACCACGCUCGCCCAGGUGGGCUGCAAUGAGCUCACCCCGCCUGCGCGCCGAUUUCCCACGCGCAUGUUCAAGGACCAGGACUCGGACGAAUGGCGUCCAUACUACACGUACAAGCGCAAGAAGGAAGGCGCCAGCGGCGCGGACGGUGACGACGAGUGGGAGUAUGUUGAGGAUACCGACUCCGCCGAGGGCGCCGUGUAUCCGAUACAGGCUGGCCGCAUCGCCAACAUGGAGGCCUUCCUCGCCUUCCUCGAGCACGUCCACUCGCAGCUGACCACCACGUACCACAACACGCCCAUCAUGCUGGUGGCCUCCCCGCAGUGGACCCGCCCGGACUGCGAGGCCAUCGCGCGCUACGUCUUCGAGAAGACCAAGACGCCGGCCCUGUGCCUCAUACACAGCGGCAUUGCCACGCAAUACGGCCUCAAGUGGCCCAACAUGACCGUCGUUGACGUCGGGUUCGAGAAGGUCGAUGUCACCUGCAUAUACGACGGUAAGGUGGUCUCGUACAAGGAUGUUGGGCCCGCGGCGGAAGAAGAGAUCAGCGGUGGGGAGGUAUUCACGCGGAGGCUGGCCAAGUUGAUGGAGCGGCAAGGGUUUGAUUAUGAGAUGGCGGAGCAGCUCAAGAAGAGUCCGAUUUGUGAGGUGCUGCCGUAUGCGCCGGACAGGCCGGAGCUGGCCGAGUUCCCUGCCGAGACAGGCGCAGCGGCCCCGGUGGCGACGUCCAUAGCGGACGGGCCGAAGAUUGUUGAGCCGGCAAAAAGUCUCGCUCCGGUUGUUGUUGACGACGAUGUCGCUGGCGUGGGCGACACCGGAGAGAUAGAGGAAGAUGGCGUGCUGGACGUCGCGAACAUUGUCGCCAGCGGGCAGACCAGGGAAUUCCUUGCCAAGAAGGAGAAGGAGAAGGCUGCCAAGGCCGGGCGGAAAGGAAAGGACAAGGAAGGCGGCGACGCAGGGAGGCCGGUCAGAUUACCUAACUCAAAGCGGGUCAAGAACGUGUUCCACUACGAGGAGCUGGUGACGGAGGACGUUCCGGUCGCGGCACCGGCGAAGGAGGAUGGUGGCAGAGACGUCGGCAUGGCCAAUUCGGCACCAACAGAAGGGUCGGCGCCCGCCAGCGACGAUGCGCCCAAGACAGAGCAGCAACCACAGCCCUCCAGCGAACCACAGCCCUCCAGCGAGGCGCAGCCAGCAACAACAGAGCGGAUAGCCCGGCGCGUACGGCGCGACAUCGAGGUCGGCCUCGAGCGCUUCCGGUUUGCGGACCGCAAAGCCAUCGAUCGGAUCGUGACGGCCAUCUACCGCGCCAUCCAGGAGAUCGAAGACAUGUACAUGCGGCCCGGCUGCUGGGAGAACAUCGUCUUCGUUGGCAACGGCGCACGUGUCCGCGGCCUCCGCGACAACAUCAUGCAAACCCUGCAGGCGCGCCAUCUCGUCUCGCCCAGCUCGGCCACCAUGUUCACCUCGGAGCUGCCGUCUAACAUGGGCACGCCCUCGGGAACAGGGUCGCAGACGCCCACAUCUUCGUAUGCCGGCAUCCCCGGCCAGCUGGCGCUCCCGACCGCCACCAGCAGCGGCGUCAACCCCCUACUGCAAGCGGCUACCACAGCAAGCAGCCUGGGCGUGCCGGGCAACGUCAACGCUGCCACUGCCAACAACCUCAAUGCUGGCGAUGCAGGCGCAGCGGGGAUCACGAGCCACCACUUCCACAGCCAGACGCCAACCAACAUCCGGCUGGCGCAGUUGCCGGGCUAUCUGAGCGAAUGGUCCAAGCACGGGUUCGAGGAGGCCAUGUUCCUGGGCGCGCAGGUCGCGGCGCGCAUUGCGUUUUGUAUGCACAACCUGGAUGCGCAGGGCUUGCAGGCGCAGCAGCUGAUGAGUUUGAGUCGGGUGGACUAUAAGUAA